UCCUCAUCUCUAGCUUUGGUUCCCAGCUUCCGUUUCUAAUUUGUCUUCUUCUUCCCUCAGCAGAGACUGGUCUCUGCACCAUGGUCCCUGCAAUCGUGGUGGUCAUUCUUCACUUGAUGGGUACUCUGCACUUUUCGACUAAUUGAGGCUCAGUUCCGAUUUGGGUUUUUGGCUACAAUGGAGGUGGGGCUUGUUGCGCUGCUCAGAACUGCGUGGAUUGCAGCGACAUUGCCUUUACUCAUAGCUUCGUUGCCCUUUUCUUGGCUCAACCCUGUUCAUAAAACCGUUUUGGCGUUUGCCAAGAGAGGGAAGACCAUGUCUUCUUCACGGAGAUUCACAGUUCCUCAAAAGUUCUUCUGCCAUUUCUAUGUGCUGGCUGUUGUGUGGACAACCCUACUUCUUGUUACAACUUGGAUGUAUGCAUAUAAAAUCGUUCCAAUGUAUGUGGACCCAUUUCUUUAUCCUACAUUUGCCAGCCGCUUUACUGGAGGUUCACAUAUCAUUUCCUGGCGCAAGUCUCCAUCAGUUCCUAUGGGUUAUAGAUAUAGCGUCUGGCGUUCUGUCUUUUUGCUUUUGUUGAUGGAAGUUCAAGUUGUGAAGCGGCUAAUUGAGACAAUAUAUGUAUUCAAGUAUAGCUCCACUGCUAGGAUGCACAUCUUUGGGUAUCUGACUGGCCUCUUUUUCUACACAGCUGCACCCUUGUCACUUUGCUGCAAUAAUUUUCUGGAGGUCUAUAACUUUUCCGUUAAUGGAGUGGCUGAAUUUAUUGUCAAAGGCAAGAAGAAUGCUAUGCAAGAUCUGGAUUUUGAUUCUUUGGAAUUUAUUAGUUCUUUUCUGAAGCUUGGUUGGCUCCAGUGGAUUGGUGCUGCUUUAUUCUUUUGGGGUUGGAUCCAUCAGCGCCGCUGUCAUGAAAUUCUUGGCUCAUUACGAGAACACAGUGAACAAAAUGUAUAUGUGAUUCCUCAUGGGGAUUGGUUUAAAAUUGUAUCAUCUCCACAUUAUCUUGCUGAGAUAGUUAUAUAUGCCGGUCUUGUGGUUGCUAGUGGAGGAGCAGACCUCACAAUCUGGUUACUAUUUGGAUUCGUGGUGUCAAACCUGGUGUUUGCAGCAGCAGAAACACAUAGGUGGUACCUUCAAAAGUUCAAAAGUUACCCCAGAAAUCGGCGUGCCAUUAUUCCAUUUUUAUACUAAGCGAAAGUGUAAUAGCUUGUGUAUAGGUGAUUUGAGUGUAAAGCUUCAUGGAUGCUUGGACCAUCAUUCAGAGCAGCUUCGUUGUUGCUCACCAAUAAGUUCAUACAAAGGUCUAAAUGUUUGCCUUCACAGAGAAAUAUUCUUAAAUAUGUAAAUCAAGAUGACACAGCCAAUUCCAGUCAAUGAAUAAGCAGAGUUUUAGUGAGAAA
Messenger RNA from Rosa chinensis, 1400 nucleotides. RefSeq names its product polyprenol reductase 2. Gene Ontology annotation, molecular function: 3-oxo-5-alpha-steroid 4-dehydrogenase activity. The transcript has 6 exons. Gene Ontology annotation, biological process: dolichol-linked oligosaccharide biosynthetic process; polyprenol catabolic process. Gene Ontology annotation, cellular component: endoplasmic reticulum. The record is from RefSeq and is a predicted model, not a curated record. The coding region runs from base 178 to 1191 and encodes 337 amino acids. Lineage: Eukaryota; Viridiplantae; Streptophyta; Magnoliopsida; Rosales; Rosaceae.